Messenger RNA from Phaethon lepturus (White-tailed tropicbird), 694 nucleotides. RefSeq names its product transitional endoplasmic reticulum ATPase-like. The annotation marks the transcript as partial. Gene Ontology annotation, molecular function: ATP binding; ATP hydrolysis activity. Lineage: Eukaryota; Metazoa; Chordata; Aves; Phaethontiformes; Phaethontidae. The transcript has 6 exons. The record is from RefSeq and is a predicted model, not a curated record.
GUCCUGAGAUCAUGAGCAAGCUGGCUGGUGAGUCUGAGAGUAACCUGAGGAAAGCCUUUGAAGAAGCAGAGAAGAACGCUCCUGCCAUCAUCUUCAUUGAUGAACUGGAUGCCAUCGCUCCCAAGAGAGAGAAGACACAUGGAGAGGUAGAACGUCGCAUAGUGUCUCAGCUGUUGACUCUUAUGGAUGGACUGAAACAGAGAGCACAUGUGAUUGUUAUGGGAGGGACCCAAAAACCCAACAUAUGUCGUUUUGACAGAGAAGUAGAUAUUGGUAUCCCAGAUGCCACUGGGCGCCUGGAGAUCCUGCAGAUCCACACAAAAAAUAUGAAACUGGCUGAUGAUGUGGAUCUGGAACAGGUGGCAAACGAGACCCAUGGACAUGUUGGUGCUGACUUAGCUGCUCUUUGCUCAGAAGCUGCUCUUCAGGCUAUCAGAAAGAAGAUGGAUCUCAUAGACCUAGAAGAUGAAACCAUCGAUGCUGAAGUGAUGAACUCACUGGCUGUGACCAUGGAUGACUUCAGGUGGGCUCUGAGCCAAAGCAACCCUUCUGCUCUUCGGGAGACUGUGGUGGAGGUGCCACAAGUUACCUGGGAAGAUAUUGGUGGUCUAGAAGAUGUAAAGAGAGAACUCCAGGAACUUGUACAGGGUAGAGUGAAGCUGGGGUUAAGAGUUCUGGAAAACUACCUGAACUG